GGAAUUUCCAGAUUAGGUACGACGGUCUUUCGGUUAGUACUAUGCUUGGAUUCGCCAUGACUGGUUUCCACCAAACGAAGUUAUGGAGUACAAUAUACUCUCCCUGGUCAUAAAAGGUGCAAAGGUAUUUCCUCGCAGCCAAUCAUCAGGAAUAUGGGAAUGUGGGGAGAUAUUGUAUUGGUGUCUGCGGAUAGGCAUGUCUUGGGAGUAUUUGCGUAUAAGCACAACUUCAACCUCGACUUCACACUGGAGCGAAGCACUCCUGCUGCUGCCCCAUAUUGCGUCUCUCACCACCAUCAUGAUUUGGACCUACGCGGCCCUCGCGCUCCUCGCGCCCUCUGCCCACGCACUCCUCCGCUUCUCCUGCUCCCAGCUUGUCAUCGAGCGUCUCGACCCCCUCGUCAAUCCUGGCGCCCUUCAAAGCCCUCAUCUGCACCAAAUCAUCGGCGGCAACGCGUUCAAUGCUACCAUGGAUCCGUCCGUCGCGCCCUCCGACCUCGCCACUUGCACCACGUGUACGUUUUCUGAGGACUUCUCGAAUUACUGGACUGCGGUCUUGUUCUUCAGGGCGAGGAAUGGGACCUUCAAGAGAGUGCCCGUGAAGGGCAAUAGUGGGUUUGAGAGCAGCCAGGGUGGAAUGACGGUGUAUUACACGCCAACGUUGAGGGGGACAGCGAAAGUGACCGCUUUCAAGAAGGGGUUUAGGAUGAUUGUUGGAAACCCGACCUACCGCACCGAAGCCGAGGCGAAACGAUUCCGGCAACUCACAUAUACGUGCUUGGAGAAUAUCCUCACGCGUACGGGCGAGACGCUUGAUUUCCCCAAGAAGCCGUGCAAGGCGGGUAUCAUGGUGAAUGUGAGGUUUCCCACAUGUUGGGAUGGCGUCAACCUCGAUUCGCCUGACCAUAUGAGCCACGUUGCUUAUCCUGCAUCCGGAACCUUCGAAUCCAACGGGCCCUGCCCCUCCACCCACCCCGUCAAGAUCCCGCAGCUCUUCUACGAAGUCAUUUUUGACACUUCGAAAUUCAACGAUCAAUCACUGUGGCCCGCGGACGGCAGCCAGCCCUUCGUGUGGAGUUUUGGUGAUGCGACCGGCUACGGGAAUCACGGAGACUACGUCUUUGGCUGGAAAGGCGAUGCGCUGCAAAAGGCCAUGGACUCGAAUUGCAAUAUCAAUUGCCCUCAACUCAAGACGCAGAGUAUCGCGGCGGGCAACAAGUGCGCGCAGAAGCAGAAGGUGAAGGAGGAUAUUGAUAGUUGGUUGCCAGAGUUGCCCGGCGGGAUGCCUGUGCAGUGAUUGUGCCGUGGGCAAGAAGACUAGACAAUAGCCUUUAGAAUGCAGGCUGAACCGAACAUGUGUUUUAUAUGUCUUUUUUCAGAAUAGGA
Westerdykella ornata is the source of this 1386-nucleotide messenger RNA. RefSeq lists its product as uncharacterized. Bases 299 to 1297 code for a protein of 332 amino acids. Lineage: Eukaryota; Fungi; Ascomycota; Dothideomycetes; Pleosporales; Sporormiaceae. The record is from RefSeq and is a predicted model, not a curated record. The transcript is spliced from 5 exons.